Molecule: messenger RNA, 3582 nt
Organism: Adelges cooleyi (spruce gall adelgid)
Lineage: Eukaryota; Metazoa; Arthropoda; Insecta; Hemiptera; Adelgidae
Product: cuticlin-1-like
Exons: 6
Coding region: 447-2120 (557 amino acids)
Source: RefSeq, a predicted model, not a curated record
AACCGGCCGCCGCGUCGUCCCGCCGGUAGUUCGCCGCCGUCCGUAUGCGUAGUGUGUAUCCACGGGUCUACGCGUAAGUACGCGCCGCACAAGCGCACAGUGUAGUUCGUCGCGUUCAAAAAAACAUCCGAUCGGUUUCCGGUUUUGUUUUAUUUUUCCCGAUCAAUGCACAUUCGUCAAAGUAAAUCGACGAAAUAAAUCGGUUUCUAUUCGAUCACCAUAGCUGUUAUUGUUUUACGCGCGUGUCAUGUGCAACCGGUGACGGCCGUUCGAGAACUUAUUGUCGACGACACGAUGCACGUUACCGCGUUACCCCCGAGUACCUGAGUAACCGGCACUCGAUUGCUUACACUUUAUUUGGCCCACUCGAACGCUAUAAAUUAGGGCAAAGAAACAAAAUAAGCAGCUACCAACUCAGCCAGUACCGAGAUCUCACUUGACGCGAUAUGGGCAAGACAACGACCGCCAGAAUCGAGGCGUGCCUGUGGAUCCUAACGAUUUCCAUUAUGGCGAGCGGUUCGGUGGGCGCCGGCGACAUUUGGCCCCUAGAGCGGCCGGAAGGCAUGCCGGUGAUCCAAUCGUUGGAGGUGAUGUGCGGCAAAGACCACAUGGACGUUCACCUGCAGUUUACGCAGCCGUUUGAGGGAAUCGUGUCGUCCAAAGGUCAGUACGGUGACCCGCGGUGUGUGUACGUGCCGCCGUCCACUGGCAAAACGUUCUUCACGUUCCGCAUAGCGUACGCCCGGUGCGGUACCAAGCCCGAUCUGAACGGUCAGUUCUACGAGAACACGGUGGUGGUGCAGUACGACAAAGACCUGCUAGAGGUAUGGGACGAGGCGAAGCGGCUUCGGUGCGAGUGGUACAACGACUACGAAAAGACCGCCUCCAAGCCGCCUAUGGUCAUCGCCGACCUGGACGUCAUUCAAUUAGAUUUCAGAGGUGACAACGUCGACUGUUGGAUGGAAAUACAGCACGGCAAGGGACCGUGGGCACCUCCCGUCAGCGGCAUCGUUCCUUUGGGCUCCACCCUGACCCUCGUAGUGGCCAUCAACGAUUUCAGAGGAGAAUUCGACAUGCGCGUCAAGUCAUGUGCGGCUAGCGACGGAGGAGGCCACAUCAUACAGCUGACAGACGACCAGGGAUGCGUGUUGCGACCAAAGAUGAUCAGCGGGUUUCUGAAAGCUCGCACUUCGGACGAACGAGCGUCGGUUAUCACUUACGCGUUUUUCCACGCGUUCAAAUUUCCGGACGCGCUUAGCGUACACAUCCGCUGCAAAGUGGAAAUAUGCAGACACGGAUGCAUGGACCACUGUCAGACGGAUGAGCGUUCGGCAGGACAUUUGUUACAGCAGCAGGAACAGCAACAACUAUAUGGCCAGGUGGACAGGAAAGAUCAGCAGACGGUAUCCAACGAGUACACCGAACAGCUCCAGGCUGCCCCGGUGAACACCGAUCAGCCCAGCGCCCAAGCCCAGACGGGACCGUUCGUCGGCGAUCAGGUACCACAGGCGACGUUCCAAAAGGAACCGCCGAUAAACCGUGAUGGUUUCCCGCACGGACCACGUAACCUGGACGAACCGUCAGCGAACAUUGAACAGGCGACCGAUGCGAUGGUGUCGAACGACACGGAAGCGGGUUCCGACACGCAGAGGCGUCGCCGUCGCCGCCGGCGGUCCGUCAACGUGUCAGAUGUCGGUACGGCCGACGUGGGCGUUAGCGGCCUGUACGACGUCAUCUCGCAGUCGGACCUAGCGUUCACGCCGGACACCAAAACAGACGCCGUGACUAUAUUCCAGGGUCGAAUCCGAGAGGACGUGGUUUACGGCAUAUGCAUGCCUGUCCACGGGUUCGGCGCCCUAUUCGUUAUGUUCGCCGGCUCGGCUAUCGUGUCAGUGAUCGUGGCUGGAUUUCAACUGUACAAAUACCAGGUGAGGCGCGAAAAGCAGAAAAUCAUGGCCGUCCAGCAGCACAUGCAACAAACGCACGUGACUGCCAGCAGCAAUAGUGGCGGAUACUUGCACAGCUCAUUGGCCGGUAUCAUGGCGCUCAACAAGCUAAUAGCGUCCAAAUCCACUACCAACACAGCCACUACUACUACCCAAGCCAGAAGAAACAGUUAGUCGAUAGUGUCCGACUUAUCGUUUUAGAAGUUUUAUCGUUUCUGGUUGUUUUUUGAAAUAUUGCGAAUAAAAAUAGAUAGCCUCAUUCUAGUAUAGAAUUUAGCCGCAUGACUAAAAUUAUUUAUAGAUAUUUACUACUAUCAAUUAAAUUAUUUUAUUAUUGACUGUAUUCAAAAUUGUAAAUUAAUAACUAUCUUAUUUAGUAGUUAAAAAGAUAAAUAAUAUUUAAUCGUUAUUUAUUGUUUUUUUAACAUUCUAAAUUAAUUAAUUAAAUCGUGAUCGAAAGAUUGGUGCUCAAAAUGACAAUAAAUAUAUAUAUAUAUUUUAUUUUAUAUAACACCUGUAUACCGGAUUACCUAUGGUUAAACUUUAGUUUAGGUACCCAGGUAUUAAUAUUUUGUACUUUAAAUGAUUUAUCAUUAAUUUGUGUUAUGCGUUAUUAAUAAAUUUAUUUAUAUAUAUAUAUAUAUAUAUAUGUAUACACUUAUAUAUGUAUACAGAUUACCUGUAGGUUUAAUUUUGUAAAAAGUAGCGUAUAAGAACAUGUUAUAAACAAUUAUUUAUAAUAGAAAAGUAGGGUUUUUUUUAAAAGAUACUAUUUUAUUUUUGUACAUAUUUUUUAUAAAUAUUUUAGUGUUUAAUAUGUAUAAAUUAAUCACUAAAAUACUUAUCGAUGACAAUCAAACUAGAUCAUUUUAUUAAUUAAUAUUACGUUAUAUAAUAUAUAAUUAUUAUAAUAUAUAUCAUAUUUUAUAUGAUAAUUGGCCAGUGAUUCUUAAUGCAUAUUAUACUUUAGAUACCUAAUUAAAAUUUAAGUAUCGGCAAUACGCUCAUCACGCACUUUAACUACCUAGUUCAAACAUUUUAGUCUGUAUUAAAUGUUGAACUAGUAGUUUACGUAUUAUAUUAGACGACGUUUUGUGUAGGCAUAACUAUUGUAAAGGCAUCACGUGGCCUGUGGCUAUCUUUUUUUUUUACCUAAUAGUAUAAUCGUUAUAUAAAUAUUAAUAUACAUAUACAUAUAAAACAAAUAUUUAUUACUUAUAAAUUACUGGCAUGUACAACACAAUUUGUUGAAGUUUUUACUUAAUAACUUUGUAAAUAUGAUAUUAAAUUGUAAAACCGUUAGCAUAGUGUAAUAUCGUGCAUAGUAAAUGAUAUUUAAUUGUUUUGCUUACGAGAGGUUGACGAAAUUAAAAUGUAACCGUCAAUAUAUUUAAGUAAAAUAUUUGUAUUAUUCUAUUUGUUACAUGUUAACUUACUGUAUAAGUACCGAACUAUUAAAAUUUGGUAUUCUGAAAUUAAAUCAUUAAACUCAAUAACUUUAUUGCUUUAACUAUUUUUCACGCUACAUUUUUUGUACUAAUUAUUUAUAGAUUAUAAAAAUUAUUUUGGAUUUUCAAUUCUGAACCUCUCAUAGAUAGGCUAACAUUUUAUAGCAUAUUAUUAUAGUUAUUUAAUA